AUGUGGGCCAAUGGCUCCCCUGCGUACUUGUCUGGGCUCUCCAGCGUCCCAUCCGUGCCUUUGCUCAGGGAGCGGCCUGUCAAAAAGGUUGAUAAUAAAACUGGCGCCUCCCAACGCGGCCAGACCUCUGACUCUACAGGCACUCUCAUGGGCCUCGCCGGAUUAUACAUGCCAGCCGGAUACUACCUGCCUCCUGUCCAGGUUACUCCGUCUUCAGAAACCAGUCGUCAAGUACAGGCCGACAUGAAGUUGUCUGCCAGUCUCCGUCGCGGUCAAGCCAACAAGGGCCAUAGAACCGCUGCCUCGUCGUCCUCGUCCGUAACCUCGUUGGCCGGCGAUCUCGACCACGGACUACACAACAUGGACCUGGUUCGUCGGUCCUCUUUCACCUCAACCGAGAGCACCAGCGUAUCCAGAGACGCCUCAGAAGCACUGCAGCAAUUUUCGAAAAGCCUCUUCCACCGCCGUGGCAGGUCCAAGCAGGAGAGCACCUCGUCUGGCAGUUCCCUUUACUCGGCCGAUGCCCCCAUGGACGCUUCCUCCUCCAAAGACUCGGUCCUUCCCAAGCUAUUCUCCCGCCGAAAGCCCUCGCGGGACGAGCCCGCCACUCUCCAGAAACGCUUCCAAAUCUCAGACCCCUACAACUUCCAGCAUGUCACUCACACCAACCGCGACGCAGUGGAGGAUGCCAUGACUCUCGACGACGACAACCAAUCAGACCCCAACCAACCCAGAGGCAGACCCAGGGCGGCCACGGGUGCGUCUCAGCACACGUAUACCAACGUGCUGGCUGAACCUGUCGCCGAGAACGAAAUUGCCGCCGACUUUGCUCCUGCAAGACCAAGCCUCGUGGCCCGUCACACCGGCAGCUUUCACACCAUGCGACGCUUUAUCAACAUCAAGUCGGGCAAGAUGCCGGAGCUCUCCCCGCCAUUGCCGCCACCGCCACCACCACCAACAUCCGUCCCGGCCUCCGCCACGGCGGCCCCGGUCAACAAGCCACCACCGCAACGUCCUCCGAGGUCUCCCCCCAUCUCACCCGAAUCGCCGCCCGUGCCUGCCCGGGUAUCCAGCCGGCAGAGGCUCCGUUCCGCCACGGGUGAGUCGAGGACCAGCUACUUUGCCGAGCGCCACAUGAUCGCCGCGGGCUUCCAGCGCCCCAGGCCGUUCACGCCAUCGAGCCCUGUCGAGCCGCCGCCGAUGCAUCACGCAUUCCCGCCACCUACCGCCGACCUCCCCGCAUUCCCCCAAGAGGCGCUGCUCUGCCGUCCCCGAACUGCCACCCCGGAGCCCUCGUGGCCCCUGGCCAGCCCGACCAUUGCCAGCUUCGAGGCGCCGCUGCCGGAGCUCGUCGCCGACGACGGCCACACGAGCUGGUCCUCCGUCACCGGCGCCGGCGCCGGUGACGGUGCCAGCCCCAACCCCAACCGCCUCAGCGGCAACGCAUCCCUCCGCGGAAGCAAGUCCGUCCCCACGCUGGCCAAGCUCGCCGAGGAGCAAGACGCGGGGGUCGUCAAGACGCAGUACGUGGAACCGAGCGCGUGGUCCGCACAGAUGAGGAUGGAGCUGCAGGCGUCGCUCUGCGAAAGCCCCGUGCUCGGCCGCGCAAGCUGGGAGGACGACAUCGACUACUGCUAUGAGCACGAGGCCGAGGCCGACUGCGACUACCAGUGGGAGCGUCCCUCGAUGGACGUGGCGCCCGGCGGCCGGGGGAUGUACGCCGCCGCCGCUGCCGCCGCCGCACUGGACAAGGCGCCGCUCAGCUCGCCGCCCUCCGGUAUGCUCUUCUCCUCCGCGUCUGGUGUCGAAACGGUGCCGGAGCUAAGUCCCCCCAUCAGCCAAACAUCGGCCAUGGUAGCUCACGAGGCCAUGACACCGCCACCGCUCGCCCGCUCCGUCGACUCGCAAUUUGUGCUCCGCCACAAGUGCACCGAGCUCAUUAUUGGCGUCGCUCGCCACGACGCUCACGACUCGGAGUUUUCGCCCUCGCUUCUCGUCCCGCGCGACGACUUUGAGCGUGACUCGUCGUCGCCCAGCGCCCUCACGGCCUCGUCCCUGCAGCAACAGCAGCAUGAGCAGCGGGCUAGCACGACCACGGUGGCGAGCAACUACACCUCGAGCUCCGACUCGGUCGGUGAGCGUCACGCCUCGACCAACUCGAGCUGGACGGCCCUCACUCGGCACACGGCGAGCACGUCGUCGCUGAACAAGCUCGGCAUGUCGUGGGUCGACGAGGUCGAGCCGGUUCCCGCACUGGCGGCUGAGGAGUCUCGCAUCGCAGGCCCGGACGAGACUCCGCUGCUGGCUGCCGGCGCCGAGGAGGACGUCGUCAUGGCGCUUCCCGCGUCGCCGCCGCGUUCGCUCGGUCGCCGCAACGCGACCUUGCACAAGAGCCAUGCGAGCGAGUCCGUCCUCGGCCCGGCUCCUUCGACGGACUCCCAGCAGCAUCAGCUGCCCAAGUCGCGCCGGCCGCGCGCCAGGACGUCCAGCAUGGGCCAGGCGCCUCCCGUCGGCCAGUAUGCCUUGUUCCCGCGCAGCACCAUCAAGACGCACGGCGACAAGAUUUGA
This is a messenger RNA of Cordyceps fumosorosea ARSEF 2679, 2568 nucleotides long. Its product is annotated as PAK-box/P21-Rho-binding protein. The transcript has a single exon. The record is from RefSeq and is a predicted model, not a curated record. The coding region runs from base 1 to 2568 and encodes 855 amino acids. NCBI's taxonomy places the organism in Eukaryota, Fungi, Ascomycota, Sordariomycetes, Hypocreales, Cordycipitaceae.